Molecule: messenger RNA, 3183 nt
Organism: Talaromyces proteolyticus
Lineage: Eukaryota; Fungi; Ascomycota; Eurotiomycetes; Eurotiales; Trichocomaceae
Product: ATP :tRNA-specific tRNA nucleotidyltransferase
Exons: 9
Coding region: 1-3183 (1060 amino acids)
Biological process (GO): tRNA 3'-terminal CCA addition
Molecular function (GO): ATP:3'-cytidine-cytidine-tRNA adenylyltransferase activity; RNA binding
Source: RefSeq, a predicted model, not a curated record
AUGGGAGUACAGGCGGAGGGCGUCCAGCAGCCCCUCCCCAGAAUUGAGCUCACUCCGCUCGAAAAUCUCAUCCAACGACUUUUGCUUGAUGUCAAACACUAUAUUGAAACGAAAGAAAAGCCCGAGGGAGUGAAGACACAGGAAGAACUGGUGCUGCGUUUUACUGGGGGAUGGGUUCGAGACAAGCUGCUCGGUGUUUCUAGUCAUGACAUUGAUGUCGCGAUCAGCACCAUGACUGGCUUCCAAUUUGGAAGCCUCCUAAAGGAAUACCUGGAUGACCCGGAAAAUCUAGCUAAGUAUAAGGAUAGCGAGAACCCGACACUAAACGAUGAUAUCGUCAAAAUCCACAAAAUCGACGCAAACCCUGAAAAGUCCAAGCAUCUGGAAACCAUCACCACAAAGCUAUUUGGCUUGGACAUUGAUUUGGUGAAUUUACGAAAAGAGACAUACACAGAAGAAAGUCGAAACCCCCAGAUGGAGUUUGGCACGGCGGAGGAGGACGCUUUACGACGUGAUGCGACUGUCAAUGCAAUGUUCUAUAACCUGAACACUGGAACACUUGAAGAUUACACUGGGAAGGGUCUCCAGGAUUUGGAACAAAAACUCAUCAGGACACCCCUAGAGGCAUACCAAACAUUCAAGGACGACCCUCUCCGUGUCCUUCGACUCAUUAGAUUCGCUAGCCGACUGGGGUAUCGUAUCGAUGACGAGUCUCAAGAAGCAAUGCAGAACAAGGACAUUAAGGAAGCACUCAAGCUAAAAAUCAGCAAGGAGCGUGUGGGAGCAGAAGUAGAAAAAAUGCUUCGGGGUCCCGAUCCUAAAUCUGCAUUAAAAUUUAUCGACUCGCUCUCAUUAUAUUCCACCAUAUUUGCGAAUCAACGCGACGAUACGAACACAACUACUGAUUCUUGGCACCUAGUAUACGACGCGUUUGACAAGAUAGCACGUCCUUCUGAGACUAGUGACGACAUCUCCCAGAGAACUAAGCACGUACACGAUAUCCUCAUUCGUGACGAGAAUGAUACCUACCAUGCUUGGUUGGUAGCUGCGUUUGCUCCCUGGGCGCUUGUACCUGCACGUGAAACCAAGUUCAAGUCGGAGAAACCUCCCGUCAUUGUACGGGCAGCAGAAGUUGCCAGAGACAAUCUACGCUCUGAGAACAAAGUGGUCUCCCUGUUGAAAGACUCGGUCUCUCACUUCGAGGAGAUGAGAAUAUUCAAGAACAAUUUGAUCUCGAAUGCCAUUCCUGGAACAGCGCCUGAGGUCAGACAGCAUGUAGGCCUCACUAUACGAUCUUGGAGGAAAGAUUGGCGAAUGAUAGCUGUGAUGGCAUUGCUUCAAGAAAUCAUGGCUGGGGCAGAGUUUUCUACAGUGAUCCUCGAGUAUGAUCGUUUUCUUUCAUACUUGGAGACAGAAAACCUCCUGGACGUCACUGACUUGCGGCCGAUUGUCAAUGGCAAUGAAAUCUCAGCAGCUCUCGGGGUUCGUAGUGGAAGAUGGUUGAGUGCGGCUCUUGAAAUGAUGAUUGAGUGGCAACUACUUCACCCGGAAAUUACAGAGAAAGAAAAGGCAUUGCAAGAAAAUAUCCGUCUAGCAGCGCGCAAGUACAUCACGGAAACUGGCAGUGAGGAUUUGACUUCUUUUGCGACUGAGGCCAGCGGAGAAACAGUAACAAUAAAAACGUUGUGGGCAGAGAUAACUUCCCACGAUGCCCUUGAUACCUCAACAUUAAACGAAGACCUCCUGGUAGUCCAAUAUGUACUGAAGCAGUGGAGUUCUAGCGGACAGCUGGGGGUUGACGACAAGCAAGCAGCACAGGCCAUGUAUCGAUCGACAUUGAGCCUUGCCAUAUCAUGCAUCCAAACACUGAAUAGCAUAUUUCCUGCUGCGGAAGCAGCAAAUUUGGCAGACAUUAUUACGGCUCUCGCAAGUUUCACAAAUAAGAGAGACCCAUGGACAACAAGCAUAAGUUACAGUGGCGCUCUCGCAGUUCUUGGAUUAUUUGUGCAAACAAGAAAGACUGUAUUUUGGGAAGUCUUGGAGCAGAUUUGCGUAUCAAAAAUAAGGCCGAUAUUUGCAAAGACAAAAACACCAGCCAUUACUGCAGCUGGUCGAAAGAAUCUUCACCCAACGCCUCAACCUAGAUUCGACGGAAAUAUCUUUAACCCUGAAGCAAAGCCCUGGAAACAUGUCAAUGUAUAUGUGACAACUGUCUUGGAAUGGCUGCUCUCAGAAUACACACCUUCCGACGCUUCACGCCUUGAGAGCGAUUUUCAUUUCUACAUCCCGCCAAUAUUAUCUCUUCUUGACGAUGAAAGUUUGCCAUUCAAAUUUCGUGGAUGCAAUCUUCUCUUCAGCUUUCUCAAACCCAUACAACCAAGCAACUCUGAUCUCCUCCAGCGGACGAAUCUAUCUUCGGUGUUUGAUGACGCUCUGACCCCAAACCUCCUCUCUCUUCCAAAAAUAACCCCAGAAGAAGAAAGUUUACAGUUACUCAAAGCAACGUACGAAGCGUUAUUACUUACGAUUCAGACCCGAUAUCAUACUAGGCAGAAUAAAGCAGCCUAUACUUCUCGAAUAACAAAGCUCUUACGUGACAAUAUCAUUUCAUCAUUUCACCAUAUAAGUUCAUAUACACCGACCUCCAUGGAGGAGCCGUCCACCUUAGUAUCAUUCCCAUAUCCAAGGCUAUCAACCUUCAUUCUGAAAGAACUAAGGAUAAUAACUCAAGAGCUCGGUAUCCAUACAUCGAAGUAUCUACAAGAAAUAGUACCUAUGAUUUACAGUACUCUUACAAAUCCAUUUGGAACCGCACACCCUCCCUUACUUGAGGCUGGUGUUGCUGCAGCACAGGCAGUUAUCUUCAAUUCACAUCCGCGCAUAUGGCGGUAUAGAGGAGAGCUUCUGUCUGCUUUCUGCGAAUGUUGGUUACACGUUUAUCAGGAUGAGAAGGAAAUGGGUGACCCCAAUUCUAACAGUCGAUUACGUGAUGUCAUGAGAAGGUUGCAAGGAGCCGUCUAUUUGUUAAAAACUGCUGUUAUAGGAGCGGAUAACCUGAAGCAAGAGGAUUUCGAAACAGUCAAUUGCGCAGAAAUAGAAGCACUGAUUGGGGCAGAUGAGGAUUUAAAGGGGCUCUUUCAAGGUUCUGCUGACGGAAAUUUACAUAAUGACUAUUUUGAAUAA